AUGAAGUCUGAAGAACGGGAUGCACCACUCCAAUGGGAUGAGAACGCAGAUAUUAUCAUGGCUUCCCCACCUCCGAGUAAGCGCCGCCGGAUCGACACGACAGUGGCGGCAUUGGAUCUCGUCUCUGACAUCAACCUGGAAAUUGGGCUACGCCAGCGACUCGCGGAGACCAUAGAGUCGCGCCUGACAUGGGCGCUGCUGCUGAAGGAGACCCUGGAAAGAGAGGCGUCCAACUCCGCCGCUGUGCCCGACUCGUAUGAGGAGGCUGCGUUCGAGGCGCUAGCCACCAUAGACAGCAACGCGCAAGUGCUCUUCGAGCGCGAACCCUCACCCCCGCCUCUUGUCGACCUCGAAGCGAGAGGGAAUGGGCGUGGCCGCCCUUCGAAUGCUCGGGCGCGACAAGCGAGCUCUAUCGACAAGCCCGAGUUCCUCUACCUACGAGCCACCACCGCAGAGGGUGUCCCGCGCACCUUUGUCAUGUCCUGCCCCGCAUGUAACCGCACGACCUUCACCAAUCUUCAAGGCCUGUACAACCACGCGCGCCUCGCACACCAGCUGGCGUGGGGGACGCAUGAGGAGUGCAUCCGCGCUGCCGCGCGCCUGGUUCCUGAGGACGAAUAUGUGCGUUGGGACUUUUCGCGCGGCAUACAAGUCGGGAACGGGUCAGGGGGCGGGAUGCUACCCGGGCUGCGCACGCUGUUCCAGAUGGCGGUAGGGGAGCUGGAGGAGCAGCGCGCGGCGGAGGUGAAGAGGACGGAAAGCGUACUCCUCACCCGCACACUCGGUCUGCACAGCGACUCGCCGGCGCUUGCUCCCUUCCUGGGUCGGCAGGUGAAGAAGCGGGAGAUCAAGACCGUCAACGAGGAUGCGGACGUCGAUAUCGACGGGGUGGAGGAGGAUAUGCGACGCCUCAGGGUCCGCGUCCCACGGCAAGGGAGGGGCACAGCUCCGGAGACGACACAGGAGGAUAAUGCAACCUCAAUUUCCACGGUCAUUGACUCUAGCUCCAGUGUUGCGCACGGCGAAGGCAGCCGCUUCCACAUCAGCUCGCGGAUAAUCAUAGCAGACCGCAGCCUGUGGAUCGCCGAAGACAUACGAGCAAACAUCCCCCCUGGCCACACUCACAAAUGGAUGGUUUCCGUCGACGCACCUUCGUACAGCCAACAUAUCACUACGAUCCUCCGGUCUGUUACUGUGACGAAAGCCGCUGAACAACCUGCGGAUGCGACGACUUCUACAUCUACGCCUACGGCAUCGACAUCUGGAGCUACGGGCGCGUCUGCAGCGGAUGUUGCCUACUCGUCGACAUCCACUGCUACCGAGCCCCCCUUCGUUGUGCGCGGGACCGCCUCUGCGCCCUUCCUCGCGCGUGUUGAACUGGUAUUUGGUGCGCAUAUACCUGGCCGGGAUGACCAACGCGAAGUCUACGAGCACUGGGUCAACCUUGAUCCCCUCCGCCGCGGUGCGCCAGUGCUCGGAGAUGAACAGAUCGUAGACGUCGACCUUGACCGCGGCACCGUCUUCCUGCCCAAACGCGAUGACUACACGCCUGUGGGCAGUCGAGCGCUGUGGGAUGGGGAAUUCACCGGCGCCGCCGGCGAGGGCAAGGCAAGGACGGCUGCUCGCAAACAGCCUCGAACGGACGGUAAAGAGGACUACGAGGUCGCGCUUGAGGAACUCGUCAAGCGCUCCCCCCUCGUCAUGACGGAUGUGAAGCCUGCUGGCGGUCGUGCUCGUAAUCCCACUUUCCCGUAUACGGUCACGUCUACGGCUGCGCAGUUCUGCCAGCUCAUAGCCGGAAAGCGCAAGGCCAUCGAGUGGGCUCGCGCUCGCGCUGUGCGUGAUGCGUACAUGGCCUCUUGCGAACCGGACGACAUGCCUCUCAGCGUUGCAGACGUCUUCAGUUGGCUGCAGGAAAAUGGGUACAGCAUCCGUCCAUCAAUAGCUACCACAGACCAAGCAAGUAUCGCAGACAAAGAUGAGAAGUCCAACGGCAAGCGCUCGCACCAGCUCCAGCACUGCGACAUCUGUGGUUUCUACGUGCGAUUGCAUCCAGAUCCUUUGGAUACGACGAGAUCUGCUCGCAGCGCGUCGGUGGCGUCAGUCAAGACGGAGGAAAUCGUCAUCAGCCUGCAGACGCCUGCAAGCGUGCCCGCCAUACCGGAUGGGCCGCCGGUGAAACGGAGGCCUGGACGGCCGAAGGGCUCGACAGCGGCGAAUCGGGCGAAAGCGGCAGCUGCGAAUGCCAGCACGCGCGGUAGCAGCGUGGGCAGCACCAGGGGCAGCACACUACGCGAGGGCAGCGUCAGCACAGUCAAGCAUGACGACGACGCGCCCUUCGAGUGCAGCCUCGUCCCGAAGAAGGACCAGCUGCGUACGCGCCCGAUCGUGGAUGUGGAGGAAUGGUUGCGGCGACGGCCGAACGUCAUCGACACGCUCACCGUGCCGCGCAAUACGACGUGGAUGGGGCCAGCGGACUUUCGUGAGCUGCCGCGCGUGGUGGACCCAGCGCUCAUGCGCGCCGUAUGGCGUAUCGCACGCGUGCAGAAAUUGCCUACGCUCCUGCCCUUCCCGCGAACCGCACCGCCUGCACCGUACCUUCCGCCCGCCGAACUCGCCGAUCGCCUGGCACCGAGCGCACUCCUCGCUCUGGCGACGCGCGCAUUCGCGAAAGCCGUGCUGCAAUGCGGGCUGGACACGGCUGCAAACGAUCUGCGGGUGCUGAAGCGCUCGCUCGUGGGCGCGUCCAUGAGAAAGAAGAAGAACCUCGCAGCGGACGUGCGUGCGAGGCUUCUGACGCCGACGCAUGUCUUGAGAGGGUUGGUGGCGAAGGGUGCCGUACCGCCAGAUGUACUGGGGUCUGCGCUGUUUAUGACGGUGGCGCGGGUCGGGGUGCUACAUGAGGGAGGUGGCCAGCAGUCGCAGGACACGUCAUCCCGAUAUGCUGCCCAUAGCGGCCCAGUAGCAUCGACAUCGCGACAACAGGGAGCGACAGGCGCUACGACGCCUGCCCCUGGGUACUACGCCGCUGGGGGGCCGGUCGUCUUACGACCUCCGACAACCCAAUGA
Molecule: messenger RNA, 3069 nt
Organism: Schizophyllum commune H4-8
Lineage: Eukaryota; Fungi; Basidiomycota; Agaricomycetes; Agaricales; Schizophyllaceae
Exons: 5
Coding region: 1-3069 (1022 amino acids)
Biological process (GO): regulation of DNA-templated transcription
Source: RefSeq, a predicted model, not a curated record